This is a messenger RNA of Stylonychia lemnae, 543 nucleotides long. NCBI's taxonomy places the organism in Eukaryota, Ciliophora, Spirotrichea, Sporadotrichida, Oxytrichidae. The record is from the annotation of a GenBank genome assembly.
AUGAGUGAUAAUGUAGGAGGUGCACCUGCUGCCGGAGAAGAAAAACCUAAGAGUUGCUUCAGCUUUAAUUAUGAAAAUAUGUUAAAGCUUGCUAAGGUACUAUAAAUAGUCUCAGCACUAUUCUUGAUGGCCAUUGUAAUAGUGAGAUUCGUGUACUUUGUGCAAUUAGGAUCUCUUCCUAACUACAUCAUGACAUUUUAUUUUCCAGUAUUCGCCAUCUAUCUCUUGCUGUUCGAGUGUGGCUGGAUGAGUAUUAGAAGAAAAUUCUACUUAAUGAAUUUCUUUUGGGGCAAAGCUAUAUUUGAUUUCUUUUUGGGCUGUAUGAUUAUCUCUGCGUAUGUAGUUCCCCCUAUUGAUGUUCCCGCUACUAUCUUCUUCUUUGUAACAACUAUUGUUCUCGUCACCAUUAGCAUAUGCUUCAGAAAAGAGGAAAGAGAAAGAAUUGAUCAAGAUCUAGAAGCCAUUAGAAAAUCAGAUGAAGAGCGAGCUAAAAAAUUGGAGGCUAAAAAGCAAAAAGCUCUGGAUCUUGCAAAUAAAGUAUGA